AUGGUAGGCCCCCCCUUGGCGCGGCGCAAAUGGCUCCGUCGCGGGUUGAAUUUUAUUGCCGUCGCUACCGGCGUAGUUGGUGGACUGUACUUGCUUGUGCAGUUUGCACUCGCCAAGUUCAACGAGAUGCAAGAGCGGAUGCUGCGCGAAAGAGUCGCGCGUGAAAACCUGCGCCGCCGGUUCCUUCAGAAUCAGGAAGAUUGCAGCUUUACCAUCAUGGCAUUGCUUCCUACGAUUUCUAUUCAGAUAUUCAAGACAAUGGACGUAGAGUCGACCAGCAAGGAGCUGCAGCGGCAGAGCAAGAAACCGUUGCCGUCCACGGAAGAGAAGGAGCGCGGCCCUGAGGCGCAGGCUGCACAAGCACAGCCAGACAGCUCCGAAUCUGGCAUCACCGACGAUUCGGGCAUGCCGGCUGCCGCUGUGCGCGGCACUGGCCUCGACCGGCUCUCCGAAGCGCCGCCGCCGCCCAUCUCCGACUCAGCCAAACUUCCCACCGCAACGUCGCAGUCCUCGGGCCAAGGAUCAGACUUUGCGCGCGAAGAGGAGGACCGCCGCGUGAAAAAACUACAGCUUUGGAACGAAAUUAAAUACACGUCGUUUGCGCGCACAUUUACGACGCUCUACACGCUCGUCUUUCUUGCCAUCCAGACGCAUAUACAGCUGAACCUGAUCGGACGCCGCGCCUAUUUGGUUGCGCUCGAGUCGCAGGCCAGACGCGAAGCACAGGCGCAUCUCGCCAAGAGCGAGACUGUCGAUGAGCCGCACCAGAUUGCACUCCAAGGCAGCCUGGACCUUGAUGCGCUGUCGAUGCCUGACCCGCGCCCGGAUGCGGACUUGGAUGCGAGCGCAAGCGAGGCGUACUUGAGCCCGGAUACGGAGAAAAAAUAUCUUACCUCUUCCUACUGGUUCCUGCACCGAGGCUGGUCGAAGGUAGCGCACAAGAUCACAAAUGUGGUGAACCAAGAGCUGGCGGAUAUGCCACUCAAGACGAUCCUUACAUACCAUCAUUUCCAGGGACUCAUUGGGCGCAUCCGGGACAGGAUUGAAGAGUCACAGGACGGCGGCACGGCAUUCCUCGGCACGCAUGGUUUUCGUGAUAUCCUCUUACCCGAGUCUGAGAUGGACGAGAUCGAGAUGCUUGUCCAGGCAGGUGCACUUUCCAACGGCAUGCAGCACACCGAGGCAAUUACCCCGCAGCUGCGCCGCCUGUUGGACGAGACAAAAGACUAUAUUGACUCGCCGGACUUUGCACGCGUCUUCCAGACUUCGUGUGACAACGUAUUUGAUUUGUUUUUGCGCAGCUUGCUGCCCUCCUUUGGUGUGCAGAGCAUGUUUGACGUCGCCCCCGACGCUACGGAUCACGCACACGCGCGAACGCGCGCCAUGGCCGCCGAGAAGCCACUUUUGCUUGCCAAGUUGCUGCCGCUCGUCGCGCAGCAGGCUCAAGUCGCGCUGAACACGUCACCAAAUGCAUAUGUCGAAGCCAUUACAGACACGAAAGAAAUUCGCGCGUUUAGCGUGCUCAUUUACGCUGCAUGGGAAGACGACAUGCAUUUGUAA
Molecule: messenger RNA, 1560 nt
Organism: Malassezia vespertilionis
Lineage: Eukaryota; Fungi; Basidiomycota; Malasseziomycetes; Malasseziales; Malasseziaceae
Gene: PEX3
Product: peroxin
Exons: 2
Coding region: 1-1560 (519 amino acids)
Biological process (GO): protein import into peroxisome membrane
Cellular component (GO): peroxisomal membrane
Molecular function (GO): protein-macromolecule adaptor activity
Source: RefSeq, a predicted model, not a curated record